Cokeromyces recurvatus is the source of this 5178-nucleotide messenger RNA. RefSeq names its product chitin synthase-domain-containing protein. The transcript has 4 exons. Gene Ontology annotation, cellular component: myosin complex; cell periphery; cell septum. The record is from RefSeq and is a predicted model, not a curated record. Bases 1 to 5178 code for a protein of 1725 amino acids. Gene Ontology annotation, molecular function: chitin synthase activity; cytoskeletal motor activity; ATP binding. Lineage: Eukaryota; Fungi; Mucoromycota; Mucoromycetes; Mucorales; Mucoraceae.
AUGCGAAGAAAAUCUGAAAACCAAACUAUCAUAUUAAGUGGUAUAAGUGGAUCUGGAAAAACAACAACGCAUUUACAUUUACUUAAAGAAAUUCUUUAUUUAUCUACACAUACACGUAAAGAAGAAAAGAUUCACAAACAGAUAUUGGCUGUGUAUACAAUCAUGAAGUCAUUCGGAACAGCAAUGUCAUCGUCUUGUCUAGCUCAAUUUCAAACCCUACGAUUCAAUGCUAGAGGAGGGAUCAUUGGCUGCGACAUGUCUGUCUUCUUACUUGAUAAAUAUAGAGUCUCAUCACGUCAGUGUACACAACAGUUUACUAUUUUCUAUCAACUUUUGGCAGGAACAACCACUGAUGAAAAGUGCGCUCUUCAUAUUACUCAUAGCAAUUUUUAUUAUUUGAAACAUCUUGGGCAACGAGAUAUAGAGCAGGACACGAUAGGAUUUGAAGAUGUUAAAGCAGCUCUCAAACUUUGUGGGUUUAAAACCAAGACAGUGGCUCAGAUGUGUCAGUUAUUAGCAGCUAUACUACAUUUAGGGAAUGUACAAUUUGUGGAUGGGAACAAGCAUCACUUUACAGGUGAUGACAUCUUAUUUCAUCCCAGUUCUAGUAGUGGAAUAUGCCGUAUCAAGAAUAAGGAAACAUUGACUCUAGUCGCUGCCUCCUUGGGUAUAGCUACCUCAAAGCUUGAAACGAGUCUUAUACAUAAACUUAAACUGAUUGGAAAUGAAUUUUGUACUGCAUUCCUAACAGUAGAUACUGCUUCACAACAAAGGGAUGCAUUGGCUCAUACAUUAUAUGCUGCCCUUAUAAGAUGGAUUACAAACACACUAAAUCAAAGACUUAACAAAGAUGAAUUGGAUAUUAUGCAAACCAUUAGUGUUUUGGAUUCUAUGGGGACACAAUCAAUGAUAAAUCAACGUGCAAGUGGCUUUUAUCACUUUUGUGUUAAUUAUACAUUAGAGCAACUCCUAAGCUAUACCUUCUUUGAUUUGACCAUGAAAGCUGAAUCUGCUGCUAAUAUUCCCUAUGUUCAGGAUCAGAUAUGGCCUUCUACUUUACCAGUAGUUAAACAGCCAUCUAAUUCGCUUUCACUCUUUCAUGGCAAGAAUAAUGAUGGACUCAUCUCUUUGAUCAAUAAAGAUGCUAUGCGCUUUCAAACAUAUGCGUUAGAUGCCACAGACAGUAACCUUCUAUCUGUUUUGCUCCAAAAGAAGAAAUCGUACCGUAAUAGCGACUAUGAGACCCUCUUGGAACCUUCGAUGCCCUCAUAUAGUUUUGCUAUUCAUCAUUUCAAUACCAUAAAUGUCAACUACUCAAUUGAUGGUUUCCUUGAAAGUAAUCUGGACUAUGUUUCACCGGAUUUUGUCCAUAUGUUUCGAUACAAUUGUACAAACACAUUUGUACAUGAGAUAUUUGAGACAGCAGGGUGGCUAACUGAAAAGCAUCCACGGGAUGAAAAAACGGUCAUCAAAGCCCAAUUACCAAUAUGGUACCAUAACAGCAAUAGACUGGGGCCUGUUUUAGACCAUGUCGUUCAAGGUGUUGAAGAGCUGAAGGAUCGAAUAGAUACAACACGUGUGACUGAAAUUAUACAUGUACUGCCCAGUAGUGAAGGAAACGUAUUUGAUCCCGAAUUUGUGAAGCGUCAGUUAGAGAUGUAUCACCUAGUUGAGUUGGCUCAACGAAUAAGUCAAUUUGAGGCACCUUAUGGAUAUAAUCAGGAAACGUUCUUAAACCGUUAUCGACCGUUAAUGGAUGCUUAUGUAGAUGAAGAGACGGUAGUAGAAGGUGAUGAAUCAAGACGCAUUGGAGUUUGGAUUGACAUCAUGAAAUGGACAGUUAAGGAUAUUCAGUUGGGUCAAAAUAAUGUUUGGCUUUCAUUCGAGCUUUGGCAAAGAUUGGAGAGGGAAAUUCGAACGAUUGAGAAGGAAGAAAGAAUACGUGAAAGGGAAAGGCAACGAGUAAUUGAAUAUGAAAAAGAGAUUCUACUACGAGCUAAGGAAGAAGAGGAAGAAGAAGUGAAGACCAUGACAUGGAGAUCAGAUAUAAGUCACGAUGAUGACCGAACUGAAAUUGAUACUCAAGCUCCUGAUUUAUCUGGGAAAAAAAGUGAAUGGGAAGAUGAUGAGGAUGGAAGAGGAUUAGCUGAAGGAUAUGGGCCUAAUUUAGAUAUGAGCCAAAUGAUGGAAGAUUAUACUGUGCAUCAAAUUGAGGAGCAAAUUGAAGAAGUAAGCAUUACAAGUACACGACAAUGGUGGUCUCGAUUCGUUCUUCUAAUGACAUGGUGGAUUCCGUCAUUUACUCUCAAAUACUUGGGUAAAAUGACUCGGCAAGAUGUUCAAAUGGCAUGGCGCGAGAAAGUUACACUUUGUAUGCUUAUCUUUGCCUCUUCAGGAGGGAUUAUUUUUUUUAUUGUUGGAUUCAGACAAAUUAUUUGUCCAAAUACAAAAUACUUAUAUUCGGCAGAAAAUGUUGGUGUUCAUCAAAUGAUGACAGACUAUUGGAUCUCCAUUCGUGGUAAAGUUUAUGAUUUAACAAAAUUCGUGGCAACAGAUCAUGGUACUAUGAGUCACAUGACAAGUAAAUAUAAUUUAGAUCCUCUAGCUGGUAGGGACCUAUCUUACACCUUCCCACCUCCUUUAACAAUUGCCUGUCCUGGUCUAGUAAAGGAUACCUCCAUUACUAUUACUCCUAAUCAAACUAUUGUACUGGGGCCCUUUAUUCAUUUUUCUGGUCCUCAGCAGUCUGAAAAAGCUCUUACUAGACUACGUGAUCCAGAUUGGCUUACAAAUACAUUUGAACCAAGAAUGAAUAAUUAUAAAAAAGGUGAUCUAGUGAUAUCACUUAAGCGAAUGAAAGAAGAUUAUGCAAGCUGGGGUCGAUUAAUAGCAUCAAUAGAUGAACGAGUGUAUGAUUUGACAGAUUAUAUGGCGACAGCACGUCGAUAUCCCGCUAGUUCUAAUGGUGAACCAAACUAUCACUACCUCCAUCCUUCAAUAGAGGCAAUCUUUACCAAUUUUGGGGGUAAAGACAUAACAUCAGAAUGGAACAAUGCCAUUCUAGACGCUCUCACACGGUCUCGAAACAAGGCAUGUUUGGAUAACGUGUUUUAUAUAGGUCGUCUUGAUUAUCGGGAAUCAUUAAGAUGUACAUUUAUCAAUUAUCUGUUGUUAAGUUUUGCUAUUAUUAUGUCAGUCGUAAUUUUAGUUAAAUUUUUGGCUGCAUUACAAUUUGGAAGUAGUCCCACCCCUGAAGAUCAUGAUAAAUUUGUAAUUUGUCAAGUACCAUGCUAUACCGAGGAUGAAGAAUCAUUGAGAAAGACGAUUAAUUCCUUGACAGCCAUGACAUAUGAUGAUAAACACAAAUUAUUAUUUCUUAUUGCAGAUGGUAUGAUUAUUGGUAGUGGUAAUGAUCGACCAACACCACGUAUUUUGUUAGAUAUUCUAGGGCAUGACGAAAUGGAUGACCCUGAACCCCUCAUGUUCAAGUCAAUUGGUGAGGGAUCUAAGCAAUUAAACUAUGGCAAAGUUUAUUCUGGAGUAUAUCAAAACGAAGGUCACGUCGUACCUUAUAUCGUUGUUGUAAAAGUAGGAAAAUCGACUGAGAGAGCAAAACCAGGCAACCGGGGUAAACGAGACUCACAAAUUAUUUGUAUGAAUUUCUUAAAUAAAGUACACUUUGACUCGGAAAUGUCACCCCUUGAACUAUCAAUCUACCAUCAUAUUAAAUAUAUCAUUGGUAUUGAUCCACAUUUGUAUGAAUAUAUACUGAUGGUAGACUCAGAUACAGAAGUAUAUCCUGAUGCUCUUAAUCGACUUAUUUCGUGCAUGUUACAUGAUAGUCGUAUUAUUGGUCUAUGUGGAGAGACUGAAUUAGGAAAUGAGGAUCGGUCUUGGACAACUAUGAUUCAAGUUUAUGAAUACUAUAUUUCUCAUCAUCUUGUCAAAUCAUUUGAAUCUUUAUUUGGGUCCGUUACUUGUUUACCUGGAUGCUUUUGUAUGUAUCGUAUUCGUACAGCCAGUAAACAUCAACCACUUAUUGUUUCACCUAAUGUCAUUCGAGCCUAUUCUGAUAAUCAGGUCGAUACCUUGCAUAAAAAGAACCUACUGCACUUGGGUGAAGAUAGAUAUUUAACGACGUUAAUGAUGAAAAACUUCCCUCAGUACAAGAUGGUGUUUACACCUUACGCAAAAUGUAAAACUGUAGCUCCUGAUCAAUGGGGAAUUUUACUUUCUCAACGUAGACGCUGGAUAAAUUCAACUAUUCAUAAUUUGCUAGAAUUAAUCUUAUUACAGGAACUGUGUGGAUUCUGCUGUAUUUCAAUGCGAUUUGUGGUCAUGAUUGACUUGAUUGGUACUAUUUCAUUACCCUCUUCAGUUAUUUACCUUAUUUAUCUUAUCUAUGAGGUCAUUUCAGGUGCAGGCCCCAUCCCAACUAUUGCGUUAGGAAUGCUAGCAGGGGCUUAUGGAUUACAAUCACUCAUUUUUAUUCUUAAACGGCAAUGGCAGCACAUUGGAUGGAUGAUUAUCUAUAUCUUUGCCAUUCCUAUCUUUAGUUUCUUCAUACCUCUUUAUUCAUUUUGGCAUUUUGAUGACUUUUCAUGGGGCAAUACCCGUGUUGUAGUUGGUGACAAUAAAAAGAAACAAAUAAUUGUGACAGAUGAUGAAAAAUUUGAUGAAAAGAUGAUACCAUUGAAGAAAUGGGCCAUUUAUGAAGAAGAGAUGUGGGUAAACAAGUCAAAUAGUGUAGUGACAUCUUAUCUAUCUGUAUUGCCUGAUGAUCAACACACUUUAGAUAGUGAUAAUCCAAUAGACAAGUCAAAUAGUGUCAAAUCUGAAUUAUUGCCACCUUUGAUACCCAAUUUUUCUGAUGAGCAAUUUAACAUAGACCUAUCUACCGUACUUGGAUCAAGCUCACCUAUACGUAAAAUAGCAGAUAAUAUAGACAUGAAAGAUUCUACAAUUAAAACUACUACAGAAUCAAGAACAGUCAUAAUACCAGAGGAUGAUGAACUUGAGCGUGAAAUUUACAAAAUAUUGAUAAAUUCUAAUUUAAUGACGCUUACAAAAAAGCAAGUACGAGAUCAAUUGUCAGCUUUAUUUGGUGUAGAUUUGACAAUCAAAAGAGGAAUUAUUAAUACAAUCAUCAAUCGACUCAUAGAACAAAGUAAAAUUUAA